AUGUCACGACUCUUUGAGCCAUUGGCCGUCGGGUCAACUUCGUUGGAGCACCGAGUUGUUAUGGCGCCUCUGACUAGAUUCCGCUGCGACGAUGAUCAUUGCCCAACUUCCAUGACAAGAGAAUACUACGAACAACGUGCAUCAACGCCUGGUACUCUUAUCAUCAGUGAAGCAACCUUCAUAUCCCAAAGCACAGCCGGUUCCGACAACGCACCUGGCAUCUGGUCCGACGCUCAAGUCAUAGCAUGGCGCAGUAUAACCGACGCCAUACACGCAAAGGGUUGCAAAGUCUUUUGUCAGCUUUGGCAUCAAGGACGAGCUAGCAACCCUGAAGUUGUUCAGAGGAACGACUACCCUCUUCUCUCCAGUAGCGCUGUUCCCGUUGAUUCCUCAAUGCCAACUCCUCAAGAAAUGAAAGAAGGCGAGAUACAAACUACUAUAAAGGACUAUACAUCUGCUGCGAGGAACGCGAUCGCAGCUGGCUUUGAUGGCGUUGAGAUUCAUGGUGCGAAUGGGUACCUACCUGAUCAGUUCUUACAAGAUACUUGUAAUAAACGCACUGAUCUCUGGGGAGGAAGUAUUGAGAACAGGGCCAGGUUUCACAUUGAAGUGACAAAAGCUGUCAUCGCAGCCGUCGGAGCCGAUAAGACGGGAAUGCGCCUCAGUCCCUACAGCGAUUUUCUAGGCAUGCUCAUGGACGACCCAGAUCCACAGUUUCACUACCUCAUCGAACAACUCAAACCUCUUGGUUUAGCAUACCUGCACCUCAUCGAAGCUCGUAUACGUGGUAACGACGACGCUGAUUGCGGUGGUCAACGGACAGUUCGGUGGAUUGUUGAGUUGUGGAACAACACAAGUCCUGUGAUCCUGUCGGGCGGAUUCAAGAGCGAUUCAGCCAAGAUCGCUGUUGAUGAGAGUUACAAGGGGUAUGAUGUAUUGAUUGCUUUUGGAAGAUAUUUUGUUGCGAACCCGGAUCUUGUGUUUCGUUUGAGGACGGGUGUUGGGUUGGAGGGAUAUGAUAGGACGUAUUUUUAUACUCCCAAGAUAGCGAGGGGGUAUACUGAUUAUGCGUUUAGUCAGGAGUUCCUGAGUAGGGACACUGCAAAGGUGUAA
Molecule: messenger RNA, 1113 nt
Organism: Fusarium redolens
Lineage: Eukaryota; Fungi; Ascomycota; Sordariomycetes; Hypocreales; Nectriaceae
Exons: 2
Coding region: 1-1113 (370 amino acids)
Molecular function (GO): FMN binding; NADPH dehydrogenase activity
Source: RefSeq, a predicted model, not a curated record